Messenger RNA from Dreissena polymorpha, 2820 nucleotides. Its product is annotated as cilia- and flagella- associated protein 210-like. The coding region runs from base 126 to 1763 and encodes 545 amino acids. The transcript is spliced from 9 exons. The record is from RefSeq and is a predicted model, not a curated record. Lineage: Eukaryota; Metazoa; Mollusca; Bivalvia; Myida; Dreissenidae.
AGGUUAACACCGACGUAGUUUUAACCGGAAAUGACGUACUAAGCGACUUGUCGGCUUGUUUUCCUUGACAACAGUGGUUUUCUUUUCUUUUAAUUUGUAAAAAAAUAAAAGAGAAAUCUUUUAAUAUGGCUACUGUACAACAUGGCCGAAGGAAAGGCUUAGCAAGAGCCACCCCUGAAGCCCCGCCUCAAGUUCCGGACACCACUGACCUCCGUCAAGUCACAAUACUCACCAAGUCGGACUGGGACAGAAUUCAGCAGCAGUUGCACAGGAAACAGAUUGAAGAUGAUCGAUUGAGGCAAGUCAAAGAAGAGAGGGAAAACAGGAAAAACCAGUCAAAAGAAGUAGUCCAACACUGGGGAAACACAAUUGCGGGACAGCGCCAACGUAAACUCGAAGCAAGAAAAAUUCGUGAAAAGAAGGAAGAGGAAGAGCGAGUAGAAAUAGACAUAGAAGAAGCAAAAUACCAAGCUGCACAGAGAAAGGCAGCUAUUGAUAAGGCUAAAACACAACAAUACUACCAGACAGACAGAGUGAAAGGAUUCCAUAGUGCUCUGAUGCUGACCGAGGUGCUGAAGGAGCGUGAAGCUCAGCUGGAGCUGAAGCGUCUCAAAGCGCAGGCUAGCACCGGUCAAGACCGGGAGUGGUUGGAGCGCGCACAGCGCGAGUAUGAAGAGGCCAUCAGGCAGGACCAGGCCAAGGCAGCAGAGAGGAUCAUCGCUGCCAAGGACAACGAACGCUUUCUCAAGGCUCAGAUCCGGGACCACCACAGCCUGCGCGAGAAGGCGCAGGUGGAGGAUGCCGUGGAGGGGGAGGAGCUACAGAAGCUUGCGCUGGCUAACAAGCUGGAGAAGGAGAGACUUGAGGCGAUACGUCGGGACGAGAAGCAACAACUCAUGGACGACAACCGCAAGCAGAUUGGCGAGCGAGUAGCGCUCAAGAAGCUGCAAGAAAACCAGGAGGAUGAGGAGGAUGAGGAGUGUCGUAUCUUUGCUGCUGCCAAGAGAAAGAUGAUGAGAUUGAGAGCAGAGAAGGAGAAACAGCUUCACAAUGAGAAGCAGCAGACCCUGGAGGCGAUACGUGAGAAGCUUGCUGCCCAGUUGAAGCAGAAGCUUGACGACGAGGAUGAGCGUAUCCGUCAGGCCGUGCAGGAGGCAGAGGAGAAGAGGGCGAGAGAGGAGGGGGAGAAGGAGGGCAAGAUGGUCAAGGUCAUCAGCGAACAGGCGGAGCAUAGGACACUACAGAUGAAGGAGGCAGAGCAGAAGAAGAAGGAAGAACGCCGCCAGGAGUUGGAGACAAUCCGUAUCCGACAGGCUGCAGACGAGAUCUUCCGACGAAAUGAGGAGGAAAAGCGGACCAGGAAGUUUGAGGACAGCCGGCAUCUGGCGGGAUUCCAUCUGGACCAGGCGGACCUUCGCAAACAGAAGGAGGUUGAGCAAAAGCAGCAGGCGCUUGCGUUGGACAAGGCCAACAUAGAGUUACUGGCCCUUGAGGAGAAACAGUUCCAGGAGUACGCCACCAAGGUGAUCGAGCACUGCGAGAAGGGAGGCCGCAACACGUACCCGCUCCGCAAGGCCGCUGCACCGGGUCAUGGUGGAGGGGCGGGACCUGUAUUUGAGGGCAAGGGCGGCAUCCGGCCCAGCUACAUGGUGAUGGAUAAGAGCGGCAAACAGAUGCCCCACUACCAGAGAGACUCCACCGAGGAGACUAAGCAGAACAUCCAUGAUGUCGAGACGAAGAAACGUAUGGGCUUUGUUUGGUAACUGUGUGUGGGAGUGUUUGUGUUUGAGCAUCGAGGACUGUUGUAUCAUGUGUUACAUUAAAUAUGUUGCUUUUAAAAUUAUAUUUAUUUGUUGAUUAAAAUUAAUUGUUUUUAUUAACCCUUUAAUUUCUAUGUGGAAAUAGGAAAGUGUUUUUAAAGAAAAUACAAUCAUGUGUGUAAAUAUUGCUGUACAAAUUAUAUACGUGUUUAUCUUUGAUUGAGAAGAGGUUAUGUGUUUUGUUAUUUACAAAAUGCUAUUUGCCUCUGAAUCAUAUUUUCCACUGUAUCAUGGUUGAAACAUAGUAUUGCAUUUACACGCUUUUAGUUUUUAAAAUUUUCAUAAUUGACCUACAAUUAAUACAUUAACUUUACAACGUAGUUUUAUUCUGAUUUUAAUUUAUUCUUUUAAAAACAGGUGUGCUAAAUAAAGUGUGUUUACAAUCACAUAUUACUUAUUUUACACUCAAACACGCCAUUAUAAAGAAAUCAUUUAAUUAGGGAAUUGAGACAUUCUCAUUUUUGUCAUCAUUAUUAUAUUAGAAAUGAACAGUCUGUACUACAUAUAACUUUAUGCUUACUCUUGACAAGUGGUUUGAAUAAUACUGAAAAAUUAUCCGUCAGAUAUGUACAUGUAACAACCGGUGAUAUUCAACUGGUAAAUGUUUUACAAAGCUGUUGUUAUUGUUUUGGUGUUGUUGUUGCUUUAAUUUAAAAUGUCAUUUAUCUCCAUAAUCUACUCUGUGAUUGGAACCUUUGUAAAUAUAUAUCGUAAAUACCCUUUUGUUGUCAAUUUUAUAAUACUAGAUAGCAAAAAAAACUUACCUAAGUUAAGCCAAAACCCUACAAACUUACCUAAUUUCAGCACAAAAUUUUAGUCAACAUUAUGAUUUUUUUCCCAGUACAUAGGGCCCAGGUCCAUUACAAAAGGGAUGCUAAAGCGCUGUUGUGUUUGUCAUUUUGUGUAAAUGCCUUUGACAACUUUAUUGCAUGUUGGAAACUACAUGUUUAAGCAUUAUUAUGUGUCUAAAGUUUGUAUUUAAAUAAAUUUCACAACAUUU